This is a messenger RNA of Ilyonectria robusta, 1476 nucleotides long. RefSeq lists its product as uncharacterized. The record is from RefSeq and is a predicted model, not a curated record. The transcript is spliced from 3 exons. Bases 188 to 1153 code for a protein of 321 amino acids. Lineage: Eukaryota; Fungi; Ascomycota; Sordariomycetes; Hypocreales; Nectriaceae.
ACGUUGAGCCCGUCUUCACCAAUUCGUCUUUUUACCAUCAGCAUCAGCCUCCGACAUCUUCAGUCCUCUUUCCUCUAUAAUUCAUUCUAUUCUCAAAGCCCCGGUGGCUCUUUAACAUUCACUUCACACGCUAGUCGUUCCUAUUUCAAUCACUUACUUUUCCCAUUCCUACUUCAAAUCAACCAAGAUGCGUUUCCAGAUCUUCUCUGCCGCUCUCAUCACCGCCGUCUCCGGCCACGGAGUCGUCACCUCAGUUGAGGGCGCCAACGGUGUCUCGAUGCCCGGUCUGUCCGUUGCGGAUGGCACUCCCCGUGACUGCUCUAGCAACCGCUGCGGCUCUCAGGCCGACACUUCCAUCAUCCGGGACCGUGAGAUCGCAAGCGGCGAGGUUGGCCCGCUUGGUCGAACCGAGGGCAAUGGGCCUGUUGAUCCCGCCGUCAUGAUUGCCGCCUUCAUGGGAGGCAACAGCGCGGUGCCGGUCAACAACGGCACUGGCACUGGUGUCGAGGACAAUAUCCCCAACAACAUUGGCGAUGCCGCUAAGCACCGUCGCAAUGCCGCUCGCACCGCCCGCCGGGCCGCACAGCGCCAGCACUCUACCCCCAAGCGCCAGCUUGGCAAACUCCUUGGCGGGCUCCUCGGCGGCGGCGGUGGCAACGACGCCAAGGGAGAGAAGACAGAGCAACCUGAAGAGACUGCUGUUGCUGCCAGUGCUGGCGAGGGUGCCACUUCUGGUCUGCCCACUGCCUCAGAUGAUGGUGUCGUCACUGUGAUGUACAGACAGAUUAACCAAGACGGCGCUGGCCCCCUCACAGCCGACAUCGACGGCACCUCUGGCGGCGCAGACGCAGCUGCCUUCAAGACCGCUGAGGUUGCCCAAGAUGUCCCCGGAAUCGGCUUCGGCGGUCUGUCCCUUGCCACCAACACCGACUUCCCCGUGCAGGUCCAGAUGCCCCAGGGAAUGACCUGCGACGGUAGUGUCGGCGGCGCCAACAAUGUCUGCAUCGUCCGCGUCCGCAACAGUGCUGGUGCCGGACCCUUCGGUGGCUCUGGUGCCUUCACCCAGUCCACCGCUGCCCGCAAGCGAGCCAUUGCUUACCGCCUGAAGAAGCGCAUGGCCGAGAAGCGCAUGGCUGCCAACCUUAAGGAAUAGACGACUAAGGGCGGGUACCAGAGCGUCGAUUCUUGGGAACGGGAUAAAGAAUGGGAAUGGGAAUAGAUUGGGGUUUGGGGGAUCGGUUGGCAAUACGGGGACAAAAGUGGUCACUCGGUUGUAACCUAACAGUACUCGAGGAAUAAAGGACACUUACGGCGAUAAAUCAGCUAAUGCUGGGAGAACUUUCUUGCGCCUAACAGUGAUUUUGUGCACCAUUGCAUUCGGUGGUGUCUCUCACAGGACAUUUUGUGAAUGAGACGAUGCAACAAGUGAUAAACCAACGAGUGGGAAUGAUUAUGAUCCAAGAAGCCGGUUGGCCA